This is a messenger RNA of Ctenopharyngodon idella (grass carp), 4456 nucleotides long. Its product is annotated as NLR family CARD domain-containing protein 3-like. The transcript has 10 exons. Lineage: Eukaryota; Metazoa; Chordata; Actinopteri; Cypriniformes; Xenocyprididae. Gene Ontology annotation, molecular function: protein binding. The record is from RefSeq and is a predicted model, not a curated record. Bases 514 to 3531 code for a protein of 1005 amino acids.
UCUAACAGAAAGAUUUUGUCAUUGAAUGCAUUUUGUCCACAUAAUUGAUAAAUGAUCCACAGUUCAGCUCACAUAGUUUUGAAAAAGUGACUCAAGUAUUGAGAAACUGGUCCUAGUGAUUGUAUAAAAAACUGUAAUGUUCAAAACAAGUUUUAACAAACUUGAAAGAAGUACUUCCAAAAAGUUCAGUUCAGUUUACUGAGAACACAAAUUUCUGAAUAAAAAACAGAUUAGAGUUGGUGUGUUUGCUGACGUCUGACCGUUACUGACACUUUAAAAGCAGUUUCACUUCCUCCAGGGAGCAAAAGAAAUUUCAGAGCUGCUGUUCAACACGACAGUUCAGAAGAGAAAAAAGAAGAGUCUACAAAUAUUGUUUGAGUUUUCAGAAACAUUCAGAUGAAAUCCUGCAGGCGCCGUGCCUUCUCCGUACAUGAAAUAAAAGCACAUCCUUGAAUGAGCAUGGAUUUCCAGCGUAUUUACUUGAAGUUAUCAGCAGUGAGUCAGUGAAGGACGAUGGCAUCUGCUGAACCGCACUAUGACGCACCAGAUGAGCAGGAAGAAGAAAAGCUGAAACACAAGGAAGUCCAGAUGAGCAGCAGCACUCACUGUGGGGUCGGUGUUGAUGUAAACGCUGAAACAGGAGCAACUGUAAAUGCACCUUUACUCACUGGAAACACCUUCACAGGCCCAGUGAACAUCUACAGCUCUGCAGGAAAUGUGUCACAAAAAUCCUCAGAGAGAGAGCCAGAGAAGCACACAGUAGAUCAAGGCUCAACUGCAGAAGACAGUAAAGCUGCUCAUGAUUACACAGAGACCAGCCGCAGAUUGAAGGACAAAUUAAAACAGGAGUGUGAGCGAAUAUUGGUUGGUAAUUCUCAGACGGGUCAUCAGAAAUACCUGAACGAUAUUUACACUGAUCUAUAUGUGGUGGAGAAUGAGACUGGAGGAAUAGUGAGUGAGCACGAGGUGAGACAGAUCGAAUUCAAACAAUUUGAUGCCAAGGACACACCGAUCCAGUGCAAUAAUCUUUUUAAAGUCAAUAAUGGUCGACGAAACAGAAAAGUGCUGACGAUGGGCAUCGCAGGAAUAGGAAAAACGGUGUCCGUCAAUAAAUUAAUCCUUGACUGGGCUGAAGGAAAAGAAAAUCAGGAUAUUGCCUUAAUUUUUCCUCUUCCGUUCCGUCAGCUAAAUUUGAUCAGAAAUAAUUUCAGUCUAAUGGGACUGCUUCACAAAUACUUCUUUAAUGAUCCUAAAGAACUGCCCUCUUUUCCUGAAGGUGAUGGUAAAAUCAUGUUCAUCUUUGAUGGGCUGGAUGAAUGUCGCUUCCCUUUGAGCUUUAUAAAGGAUGACAGAUGUACAGAUGUUCACAAAGAAACAACAGUAAGUAAGAUAAUUACAAGCCUGAUCAAGAAACAUCUGGUUCCCUCUGCUCUCAUCUGGAUCACAUCCAGACCAGCAGCAGCCAGUCUGAUACCCCGAAACUACAUUGAUCAGGUGACAGAAGUGCGCGGAUUUAACAAUAAGCAGAAAGAGCAAUACUUCAACAAAAAUAGCAGUUCUGAGGUUGCUGGAAACAUCAUCCGUCAUAUAAGGAAAUCUAGGAGCCUGUACAUCAUGUGCCACAUCCCCAUCUUCUGCUGGAUCUCUCUCACUGUUCUUAAGCCUCUACUGGCUCAAAAGAGUGAUGACAAAACUCCCACAACUCUCACAGGGAUGUACACAAACUUCUUACUUACUCAGCAGCAACAGAUGAAAGCAAAAUACAGUUAUGAUCCUGAAACUAAAGCCAAUGCCAGGUCUUUUGAUCAGAUUAUUCUGAAGCUUGGGAAACUGGCCUUUCAACAGCUGGAGAAAGGAAACCUGAUUUUCUACAAAGAAGAUCUUGAGGAAUGUGGCCUAGAUGUCAAUGAAGAGAUGAUAUUCUCUGGGUUAUGCACUCAGAUCUUUCAGGAGGAAAAGGCUAUUUCAGCAAGAAACGUUUACAGCUUCAUACAUCUCAGCAUCCAGGAAUUCCUUGCUGCUCUUUAUGUGUUUUUGAUUAGCAAAAAAAAGAAAACAAACCCAUUUCUUGAAUCCUGGAGAGAAAAACUGAAAUGGAAUUUCUCCAAAAAGCCACUGUUUAAACUUCAUAAGGCUGCAAUCAACAAGGCUGUACAAAGCGAGAACGGACACCUGGACCUUUUCCUCCGGUUCCUUCUCGGUCUCUCACUGGAGUCUAAUCAGAGUGACCUGAAGGAACUACUGCCAAAACUGAAACUGAAAGCAGAGAACGUUGAAGACACUGUUGACUAUAUCAAACAAACAAUAGAGAUGGAGAAAUCAGUGGAAAGGACCAUCAAUCUCUUCCACUGUCUGAGUGAGCUGAAAGAUGACUUUGUGAAGGAAAUCCAAAAGAAUCUGAGCUCAGGAAAUCUUUCAGCACAGAAUCUCUCCUCUGCUCAGUGGUCUGCUCUGGUGUUUGCGCUCCUGAUGUCAGAAGAGACUCAAGAAAAGUUUGAACUGCAGAAGUACAGAAGAUCUGAUGAAGCACUGAUGAGACUGCUGCCUGUGAUCAAAAACACCAGAAGAGCACUGCUACAGUGCUGCAAUCUCACUGCUCAGUGUUGUGAGAGUUUAUCUUCAGCUCUACAAAACUCUGCCCUGAGAGAGCUGGACCUGAGUAACAAUGACCUGCAGGAUUCGGGAGUGAGGCUGCUCUCUGAUGGACUGGAGAGUCCAAACUGUCAGCUGGAGAUACUGAGGUUGUCUGGCUGCAUGGUGACAGAGGAAGGCUGUCGUUAUGUGUCUUCUGCUCUGAGUUCAAACCCCUCACACCUGAGAGAGCUGGAUCUGAGCUACAAUCACCCAGGAGAUUCAGGGGUCAAGCUGCUCACUGAUAAACUUAACCAUCAAAACUACACACUGGAUAAACUCAAUGUGGCUCAUGGAGGAGAGAUCAGGAUUACAGCAGGACCACGCAAAUAUUCCCAUAAGUUCACUCUGGAUCUGAACACAGUGAAUAAACUCCUCCGUCUGUCUCAGAGGAACAGAGUGAUUACUAACACUGACACAGUCCAGCAGUAUCCUGAUCAUCCAGACAGAUUUGAUCGUGUGUCUCAGGUUUUGUGUAGAGAGAGUGUGUGUGAUCGACGCCGUUACUGGGAGAUUGAGUGGAGUGGUAAAUGUGUGUCUAUAUCAGUGUCAUAUAAGAGCAUCAGCAGGAAGAGAUGGGGUGAUGAGUCUGAGUUUGGAAAUAAUGAUCAGUCCUGGAGUUUGUUCUGCUCUUCUGACAGUUGUGUAUUCACACACAAUAACAGAGGGACUAAACUUCCUGUAGAGUCCAUCAGUAGAGUAGGAGUGUAUGUGGAUGAUGAUUUAGAGUCCAUCAUCAGUAGAAUAGGAGUGUAUGUGGAUCACAGUGCAGGAACUCUGUCCUUCUACAGCGUCUCUGGAGACACAAUGAGCCUCAUCCACACAGUCCAGACCACAUUCACUCAACCGCUCUAUCCUGGGUUUAGAGUUUAUUGUGGAUCAUCAUUGAAACUGUGUUGAUGAAUCAGAAUAGACUGUAGAGCAGGGGUCGACAAGUAAGUUUGGCAUCGGGCCAAAAAAAUUUACCACUAGAUGGGGGUCCAGAACACAGUAUGAUAAUUUAAGAAAUUAAUUGAUGAAAAAUGCAUCUAGAAUUGCCUGUGACAGACUGUUACAGUGUCUUUUGUAACUGGUAGUGAGCUGUUACUCUGUGUUAAAUCCUGUAGUAGGACAGUCAUUAACAAAAAGCCACAUUGGUGUAGCGGUGUCUGUAUGCUCGCUCCUCAAGAGGUAGAAUAGGGAAUAUAUCUCACUGUUGUGAUGAUGCACAUUUUGCGCAUGAUUUGUUAUUGACCUAUACUUUUCCACAGCUUCUUCUCUGGUCUUUUAAGAGUCUCCGCACCAGUAGAGGUGAUUCACAACACUCUUUCUCCAGGAAAAAACUUCUGCACAACCUCAAUAUUUCCCAAAAGCAUCUAUUUUCUUGGCGAGACCUUGGACAAUCAAUACAGAGGGCAUGUCAAAUUAGCUCAGAGUUGUCCUGACUCAAAUCUCUGCUCUUACAUCAUAAUGUUGCACUAUAUAACUAGUAAUUUAGUUAUAUGUGGCAAUAUUGUAAAUUGUUAAAAUAGCCUGUGAGGUAGAGACUAAAAUGCAUGUUUGAGCUGUUUUAACUGAAAGCAAACUUGUGAUAUUGAGUAAGUUUUCAAAAUAUAUAAAAUUGUUUAAUUUUUAUUUUUCUAAUACUGCAAAAUUAUCGAUUUAGAGUGUCACUUUGGCAAUUGUAAAUGCUGAAUAUGCAAAAUGUUUAAAGUUGUUAAUGUUUAUGUUCAGUCAUUACUAUGCAGAAGUCAUACAUGUGUUGACCAUGUAAUGUGCUGAACGGUUGUAAUAUGCAUAUACUUUUAUUGAUUCAUUCGUAGUAAAUGCAGAGACGAGAAGCCAU